This is a messenger RNA of Halichondria panicea, 1345 nucleotides long. RefSeq names its product transmembrane protein 115-like. The record is from RefSeq and is a predicted model, not a curated record. The transcript has 9 exons. The coding region runs from base 135 to 1247 and encodes 370 amino acids. Gene Ontology annotation, cellular component: membrane; Golgi apparatus. Gene Ontology annotation, biological process: retrograde vesicle-mediated transport, Golgi to endoplasmic reticulum. Lineage: Eukaryota; Metazoa; Porifera; Demospongiae; Suberitida; Halichondriidae.
ACAUGAAUGUCUUGUAAAAAUGUCCACCAUUACCAUAUGAAGUACUAACAAUAUAAAAAAAUAUAGCUGAAAGAGAAAGCUUACUACUGUUCUGUAUUCAUAGUAUCUAUGCUGUACUGUACUGUGUGAUAUAAAUGCAGCACAAAACCCAGGCCUUCGCUAUGAUGAGCCUACAACAAGUCAAGGCUAUGUCACUGUGUGCUAAAGUGUUGUCUGGUGUCAUCGUGUUGUUCUACUUGUUCAGUUUCUCUCCGUUCCUCCAUAACAACCUCGCCAUGACACCAGCUUUUGUGUCUCCACCAAGCAUGAAGAUCUGGACCCUGAUAACAGCUCCCUUCUAUGAAAACAGAAUCAUAUUUGUUGCUAUGGACCUUGUUGCUGUGAUUGGGUUUUCCACCAUCCUAGAGCCACUGUGGGGCAUCAAGGAGUUUAUGAUAUUCACAGGUGUGGUGGGUGUGGCCAGUCUGCUCUCUGGUGUUGUGUUCGCCAUCUUCCUCUAUUCUGUCACUUACUCGUACGAUUACAUGUUGGUUCCGUUCCAUGGUCUGGUAGCUCUUGCCUGUGGGUACGUGGUGGCAGUCAAGCAGUUCCAUCCAGACAGUGUGGCCUUCCCCCCUCCUGCUCCGCCCACCUUUAGGGUCAAGCACCUCUCUCUACUCAUCAUCACCACGACGACGGUCCUGGCACUAGUGGGUGUGGUCUCGUACGCCUUCUUCUGGCUGUCCCUGAGUGGUACAGUAUCAGGAUGGAUCUACCUUCGAUUCUACCAGAAGAAGGAGCAGGGGAGCAGAGGGGAUAUGUCAGAGAGCUUCUCUUUCGCCACUUUCUUCCCCGAGCCAAUACAACCUCCACUGGCUACGUUGGGUGGCUUCCUAUAUCACGUCCUAGUCAAGAUCAAGGUGUGCCCCAAGGCAGUGAGGACCUACGAUGUGAGUGCCCCCUCCACCAUCCGUCUCACUUUACCAGGGACUGACCCCCUCGACGCUCAGAGGAGAAAACAGAGAGCAUUGAAGGCACUGGACGAGAGACUCAACAAGAACGAUGAGCCAUUGAGCUGGCCCUCUCUUGAUGACGCUGGUACAAGCAGUCAAGAGGAGGAGAUAUCACAAGCUGUUGGUGCGGUGCAACUAGAAGCUGUGGUGGUGCAAAGUCACCCUCCUCCUAGUGUGCCUACAGAGACUAUUACUGAUCAAAGCAAAGCAUCGUCUAGUGCUAGCUUGCAGACUGCAAAGACAGAGCUAGUUUAGUGUAUAAUUAUCAUUCUUCACAUGCAUCACACAUCUACUUGUGUUAAUUGUGUUAUGUUAUCAUGGCAACUAGCUAAUGAAUAAUGAAUUUGCAAACA